UGUUAAUGCAAUUAGGUUAAUGUAUUAUGUAGACAGUUUCUGGUUGACAGCAACUCGAUGUCUGUUUGUCAAUAUUUACGUUUUAUCGUUAACUUUCUUUAUGAAAUACAAACAAUGAAAAACGUAAUCAAUCAAAAUGAUGGCUACAACAAAUGAGUUUGGUCCUGAUUCUGGUGGCAGAGUGAAGGGUGUCACGAUAGUGAAGCCUAUAGUGUAUGGUAAUGUAGCUCGUUAUUUUGGUAAGAAAAGAGAAGAAGAUGGGCACACUCAUCAGUGGACUGUUUACAUAAAACCAUAUCACAAUGAAGAUAUGUCAACGUAUGUAAAAAAGGUGCAUUUUAAAUUACACGAGAGCUAUAACAAUCCAAAUCGGAUCAUGACAAAACCACCAUACGAGCUCACCGAAACUGGCUGGGGAGAAUUUGAAAUAGUGAUUAAAAUAUAUUUUCAUGAUCCAAAUGAACGUCCUGUGACUAUAUACCAUAUAUUAAAGCUGUUCCAAACAACACCCGAAAUACAAUUGGGCAAAAAGAGUUUGGUUUCUGAAUUUUAUGAAGAAAUUGUGUUUCAAGAUCCAACAGCAUUUAUGCAGCAUUUAUUAAAUUCGAGCAAACCCAUAACUUUAGGUGUUUGGCGCCAUAACACGGAUUUUGAAGCUAAAAGGGAAUCCAUGAUAAAAGCAAUAAUGGAGGCAAGAAACAAAAUAAGAUUGGAAGUAAUAGAUCUAAAAGAAAAAUUAACGUUGGCAAAGGAGACAAUUGCAAAAUUUAAGGAAGAAAUUUCUAAGAUUUCAAAGGCUGGUGGAGGUUUAUCUGUUGCAUAAAUAAAUUACUUAACCAUGUGAAAUAAGAUGUACAUAAUCCUAUUACAGUGAUAAUUAGAAGUUUAAUGAAGUUAUUGAUAUUAUACCUUUCCAUUAAUAUAAAAUUUUAUUAUGUACUAAUAAAUUGAUUAAAUCUGUAAUAAAUAUUACAGAAAUUUGCUGACAAAACUUAACAUUAAAUUGAAAAAUUAUAAAAUUAUUAUAUUUAUAGUAAUGUCAGUGCAAUCUGUCAUUCAAAAUGUAUUAACGAAUUUUACUUAUCAAUGAAAAAUCAAUUCAAUAAUAUAUGUAUAAUCAUAUACAAUACCUCAAUUAAAAAGUAAAUACAUACUACACAUAUGUAUGCAUAUAUGCAUACAUGCCUGUAUGAUGUACAGGGACAUGCGCAAUAAAAACUCGAAAAUGGUUGCCGAAAACUGGUAAAACUGUAUACAAUAAACUGCAAUAAACUCUUCUGAUCAGUGA
Molecule: messenger RNA, 1288 nt
Organism: Megalopta genalis
Lineage: Eukaryota; Metazoa; Arthropoda; Insecta; Hymenoptera; Halictidae
Gene: Gas41
Product: YEATS domain-containing protein 4 Gas41
Biological process (GO): regulation of DNA-templated transcription
Source: RefSeq, a predicted model, not a curated record